GUGACUGCCUCUCUCUAGAUUAUAUCGUGUAUCAUAAAAUACGAUUUUCUAUCACUUCAACAGGCGCGUCUGCAGCCUCUUAUCCCACACCAAACACCUGUUUUACUCUGGCGAUAUAUAUAUAUUCCAAGGACAGACAGUAUUCACUCUUGACCACACACACACACUUGCAGCGCUCGGAGGGUCGUGUGGUAAACGUCAUAAGCCUGUGGCAGCAGUGGAGCUGAGCGGAAACCCCUCCCGGAUCCCAACUCAACUACAACCUCAGUCAAAGAAAGGAGGAAUACCGAGGAAUUAGGAAACACGGACAAAUACCGCACUACACCUUUACAUAGAAACAAUGCAGACCUGAGUGUGACACCCAGUUGAGAGAGAGAGUGAGACUGUGUGCCUUGCGAGUAAGAUGGGGUUCGGCCGGGACCUGCAGAACUCCCAUGAUGGUCUGAUGAAGCUGCAGGACUGGGAGCUGAAGCUGCUGGAGACAGUGAAGCAUUUCAUGACCCUCCGGGUGAAAAGUGAUAAGGAAUACGCUUCUCUCCUGCUCAACAUCAGCCAGCAGGUGGACAAGCACGACAACUCCUCUCAGAUACACUAUGUCAGUAGUGUCUCCAAGUCAUGGACUCACAUGGUGCAGCAGACGGAGCAGUUAAGUAAGAUCUUGAAGUCUCAUGCAGAGGAGCUGAACUCAGGACCUCUCCAUCGCCUCACCAUGAUGAUCAAAGACAAGCAGCAGGUGAAGAAGAGCUACCAAAGCCUCCACCAGCAGAUCGAGUCUGAGAUGAAUAAGGUAACCAAAAGUGAUCUUGAAAAGUUAAAAGGCACCUACAGGCAGUUAACUAAGGACGCUGUUCUUGCAAGAGAGAAAUACAAAGAGGCUGUUGUAAAAGGCAAAGAGACAGAGAAAGCCAGAGAGCGCUACGACAAAGCCACCAUGAAGCUGCAUAACCUGCACAACCAGUACGUGCUUGCGGUGAAGAGCGCGCAACUACACCAGAAGCACUACCACGAGACUGCGCUGCCCCUGCUGCUCGACUCCCUGCAGAAGAUGCAGGAGGAGAUGAUCAGUGCACUUAAGGGGAUUCUGGAGGAGUACAGUGAAAUCACCAGUCUGUUAACAGAUGAAAUCGUAAAGGUCCAUAAAGAAAUACACACUUCCAUCGACCAAAUCGAUCCUUUUUCAGAGUAUGACAACUUCAUCGAAGUGUAUAGUUUACCAGAAGACAAGGAACCAAAUGUAGACUUUGAUGUAACGCUAUUAGACGAAACUGAGAAUCUUCAAGCAAAUGAGAUUCUGUGGAAUAGUUUGACAGCGGACAGUUUACAAGCAAUGGUGAAAUCCACCUCAGAGGAGCUAUUGUUAACCCAGCAGAGUCUGCGCAGCAAAGAGGACCUCAUGCUGGACCUGGCGAAUAAAAUAGAUGAAUCUACCAAAUCACAUGAGAAGAAAUCAGAUGUGGUGUUGUUACUCAGUCAAAAGCAGUCUCUGGAAGAGUUGAGACAGACGGUUCAGCUGCUGCGUUGCUCAGAGGCCAAACUCAUGGCACAAAGAGAACUGCUGGAGCAGAAGAUACAAGAGAACAAGGGCAAAGAACCACCGCCUGUCGUCAAUUAUGAAGAGGACGCCCGCUCUGUCAACUCAAUGGAUAAAAGCAAAGACAAGACAUCAAAGUUUGAGACCCUAAGGCACUCCAUUGCCGGAAUCAUCCGCUCACCCAAGUCAGUUCUGAGCUCUUCCUCAUUUUUUGACGUGAUUCCCACCAGUGAGAAACCGCUGGGUGAGCAGGAGUGGUAUCACGGUGCCAUUCCCAGGACAGAAGCUCAGGAGCUGCUGAAGCAGCAGGGAGACUUCUUGGUACGCGAGAGCCACGGCAAACCUGGAGAGUAUGUGCUGUCGGUGUUCUCAGAUGGACAACGCAGACACUUCAUCAUUCAGUUCGCUGAUAAUCAGUACAGAUUUGAAGGCACUGGCUUCCCCACCAUCCCACAGCUCAUAGAGCAUCAUUACACAACUAAACAAGUCAUCACCAAGAAAUCUGGGGUCAUACUCUUAAACCCUCUCAUAAAGGAUAAGAAAUGGAUCCUCAAUCACGAGGAUGUUAUUCUUGGAGAACUCCUUGGCAAAGGAAACUUUGGAGAGGUUUUCAAAGGAAUACUUCGAGAUAAAACCCCUGUGGCGGUGAAAACCUGUAAGGAAGAUCUACCACAAGACAUCAAGAUAAAGUUCCUCUCAGAAGCCAGGAUCCUGAAGCAGUAUGAUCACCCUAACAUUGUGAAGUUAAUAGGCGUCUGUACCCAACGGCAGCCCAUUUACAUAGUAAUGGAACUUGUACCAGGCGGCGACUUUUUAUCUUUCUUAAGAAAGAAAAAGGAGGACUUUAAGACAAAACAACUGGUUAAGUUUGCAUUAGAUGCUGCUGCAGGAAUGGCAUACCUGGAGCUAAAGAACUGUAUACACAGAGAUCUGGCUGCUCGGAACUGCCUUGUGGGAGAAAAUAACGUGCUGAAGAUCAGUGAUUUUGGGAUGUCCCGGCAGGAGGAUGAUGGUAUUUACUCCUCAUCUGGCCUCAAACAGAUCCCGAUCAAGUGGACUGCACCAGAAGCACUGAACUAUGGGAGAUACAGCUCAGAGAGUGAUGUGUGGAGCUAUGGGAUCCUCCUGUGGGAAACCUUUAGUCUAGGAGUGUGUCCUUACCCAGGCAUGACCAACCAACAGGCUCGAGAACAAGUGGAGAAAGGUUAUAGAAUGUCCUGCCCGCAGAAGUGCCCAGAUGAGGUGUACAGGAUCAUGCAGCGGUGUUGGGAGUACAAGCCUGAAAACCGACCCAACUUUGCAGACAUUCAGAAAGAACUGGCUGCCGUCAAGAAAAAAUAGCCUUUGAUGAGGACAUGGUCAGAGGGCCGAACCAAUACUAUACUUCCAGGUGAUCAUGAAUCUACAGAGAACAACAUUAUCAAUGUUUCACCCUCCAAAUCACAUGUUAUUAUUGUACUUAAAGAGUACUCUGUCACAUAAUCACUGUGUGAACUGCAUAUGCACCAGCUGUUUUGAGCCAUUAGCAUGGUGACAGGUCUCCGCUUUGCUCUGAUGACAAAAUUAUGCAGGUUUCCCCUGUAUUUUGUCCUGUUAAUCUCCAUCGAGCAACAGUUAAGCUAGUUCAGACAGAAUGUGAGAUGUAUGUUGUCGAAUAGAGGUGUAAUCAGUACGCCAUUGAGUAUUUUUGUGUCCGCAUUAGUGACUCUCUGAAAUAAUUAAAGAACACUAUGUGGAUGAAUGUUGGAAAAUGGAUCGUUUGUCCACCCAAUAAACCAGGAUUAUCUGUCUUGUUUUGUUUUUUAAGACCUGAGCCUGUUUGAUGGUUUGGGGUGUUUUAUAUUCAAGUCAUAUUUUCUGGAGAGAUAACAGACAUGUGUGCUGAUGUUUGUAAAUGAGUUGGAACUCUGCAUUGGUUCGCCGGUCCCCUAUUACAUCAGUAAGAAGACUUUCAGUGAUUUACAUUCCAACAUUCCGGCACUCAUCAAAGCAAGACCAAAUGCAUAGGUUUACCUAAGUGCAAUUUAGUACACAGUACAGUCAGAUGGCCUUAAUGUACAAUCAUAUCAUUCUGGAGGGAUGUAUGCUUAUGUAUUGUAUUUGAGACCAUUUGAAUGGACACUGCAUCAGUCUACACAAAAUACUCCAAAUACCUCUCAAUUCAAGGAAUGGUUGCACCCAAAAAUGAAAAAAUCUGUCAUUGUUUACUCCCCAUCAUAUUGUUGCAAACCCUUAUGACAUGUUUGUUUCCGUGGAACACAAAAGGAGAAGUUUAGCAGCAUGUUCAUGAUGCUCAUAAGCUUUCAAACAGCCAAAAAGGACACAAAUGUACCAUAAAAGUUGUCCAUAUUGCUUUUGUGUGGUGUUGUAAUAUUUCUGAAGCCGUUUGAUAGCUUUGUGUGAGAAACAGACUGAAGUUAAGCUGUUGUUUGCAUAAUAUCUUCCCCUCCCCUUCUGCUGAAUAUCUCCUUUUAUGUUCCAUGGAAGAAACAAACACAUACAGGGUUGGGAAUGACAUGAGGGUGAGUAAAUUAUGACAAUGUUCAUUUAUGGGUGAACCAUCCCAUUAAGUUUCAACAAAGAUGCCAUGUGGCCAUCACCUCAAGCUCUGUCCAAAGCUUCCUGGUAACCAGCAACCAAAGCCAGUCACAGGCACGUUUAUUUGUAUCCAUCUUAUUCUUGUGUUGUUUGUGUGUCGUUGCUCUUUUACGAUCAGGUUUCCUUUUGCAAACAAUCCUUGAGACCAAAUAGACAUGUAUUUACCUACACAAGUAUUGCAGGUUUGGCUAGACAAGGAUUUGUUCUGUAUUAAAACUUUCCCAGGUUGUACUGGUGCCAUUGUUUUCCAUGUUUAUAUUGCUCUUUAUUUACCCAUGCUCUCAAGUAUGUCAUGCCGCAUUGACUUUUGAUCACGUGCCGGAUAUGAAUUAUGGAUAUCUAUGGUUCAGUUUUUUCUAGUUAAAAUGCUUUAUCUUUAUCAGCAAUGAAAUUAUUACUAGUGAAAAUGCUAAUAAACAUUUUUGUACAAGUAAACAAUUAUUGACAUAAAAAACAUGAUGCCGUUCUUGAAAUCAAAAAUGGAAUUUCAGCUUGUAAAAAAACUAUUCUUGAUUUCUGUAACUGAAUUCUAAUAAAUAGAAUUUCACAGUGAUCUCUCGAUUCAGUCCUGUUCAAAACACGAUUACUAAAAAUGACUGGAAAUCUAUCAUUUAUUUUGUUCUCCAAAUAUACAUAGCUGAUAUGUAUUUCUUACCGUGUACUUUGUACUUAUAUUGUUACUAGUGUAAAUAUCCAUUCCUGACAAAAUUCAUGUUUGUUUCAGAAAGCCUUUUAAGAUAUCUUGACUCUUCAAUUGAUUGAUCUGAAAUCCAUUUGCAGAUAUGAAAUACUGAAUCAAACAUGUUAAAAUAUAUAUAUAUAUAUAUAUAUAUAUAUAUAUUUUUUUUACUAUUUUUAAUGCAAUUAUUAAAGGGAUAGUUCAGCCAAAAAUGAAAAUUCUCAUCAUUUACUCUCCCUCAUGCCAUCCCAGAAGUGUAUGACUUUCUUUCUUCAGUUGAACACAAAUUAAGAUUUCUAGAAAAAUAUUUCAGCUCUAUAGGUCCAUACAAUGCAAGUGAAUGGUGACCAGAACUUUGAAGCUCCAACAAGUAAAUAAAGGCAGCAUAAAAGUAAUUAUAUGACUCCAGUGGUUUAAUCCGUCUUUUGAAGUGAUAUGAUUGGUGUGGGUGAGAAACCGAUCAAUACUUAAGUCCUUUUUUACUAUAAAUCUCCACCUCUGUUAUGCCCCGACCAGAUGGUGGCAAUAUGCACCAAAAAUGCACAAAAAGAAGAAAGUGAAAGUGGAAAUUUAUAGUAAAAAAAUAACAUCCAUUUCUCCACCACAUUUAUAAUAUCACUUCUGAAGACAUGGAUUAAACCACUGGAGUCUUAUGGAUUACUUUUAUGCUGACUUAGGGCUUUUUGGAGAUUCAAAGUUCUGGUCACCAUUUACUUGCAUUGUAUGGAUCUACAGAACUGAAAUAUUCUUAAUUUGUGUUUAGCAGAAGAAAGUAAGUCAUACAUUUCUGGGAUGGCAUGAGGGUAAAUAAAGGAUGAGAGAAUUUUUGUUUUUGGAUGAAGUAUCCCUUUACUUGUGAAAAUGCCCAUACAUGAUAUUAAUGUAAUUAUUGAUAUAAAAACGUAUUAUCUCUUUUACUAGCUAGUAGUACAGUGCUUAUAUAUGAAAUUGGAAUUUCAGCUAGUAAGAAAAUAAUUUUAGAUAUCCGUAAUAGCAUUUUGAAAAGGAGCGAAUGAUGUGAAAAUGCAGUUACUUAUCAGUACUUUUUGUCCCCCAAGAAUGGGUAUUUCCCAUUCCAUUAACUAGUGAAAAUGCUAUUUAUUUAAAUGAGUAAUAACAUUUGCACUAGUAGUAAUUAUGCUGGUAACAUCAAGAAUUAGCAUUGUAACUAAGAACAUUGAAUUGUAGGUAUCUGCAAUUCAUAUCCUGCACGUGAGUCUGUGUGGACUGCUCAAACAGCGUUGUAUGGUUUCUUCAAGGUUUACUCUAAAAAUCAUUCCUUUUGUAUUUUGUAAAUACUUUUUUGUAGAUUUAGUAAUGUAAUUUUGUAAGGUCUCUUUUUAUUUUACUGCAAAACUAAUGAUAUUAUGAGUGUUGAUGUCUGUCAGGAUGCAAUAUGCCUUUCCAGCUAUAAUAGUCACAGUGAAGACCCAGAAUCAAUUCUACACUAAUAUUUGCACAUUUGGAAUAUAUAUAGAUAUAUAUAGAGAGAGAGGGUCAACUGUUUCUUCUUAGUCUGCU
Molecule: messenger RNA, 6329 nt
Organism: Xyrauchen texanus (razorback sucker)
Lineage: Eukaryota; Metazoa; Chordata; Actinopteri; Cypriniformes; Catostomidae
Product: tyrosine-protein kinase Fer-like
Exons: 19
Coding region: 404-2872 (822 amino acids)
Biological process (GO): chemotaxis; regulation of mast cell degranulation; regulation of actin filament polymerization
Molecular function (GO): non-membrane spanning protein tyrosine kinase activity; ATP binding
Source: RefSeq, a predicted model, not a curated record